AUUUAAAUUUUGAUCUUUUUGUAAUUUGUAUUUUUCAAUUGUAGGUGUCAGAGCCCUUGGUUUGAGUUCUUCGCUUGGUGGAUGGGGAUAAAACCCCAAUGGGAUAUCUUUAUGAGGCCAUGGAUAGGGCCAAAGAGUCUAUCAAAAAUUACUACAAGGGGGAUAGGCUCAAAUUUGAUCCCAUUUGGGAAAUUGUUGAUAGGAGGUGGAACAAUCAGCUCCACCAACCCAUUCAUGCAGCAGGGUACUUCCUCAACCCUCGUUUUAGGUUCGGGGGUUCUUACUCAGAUUCGAAUGGAGAAGUCAUGGAGGGCCUCAGUACAUGCAUUGAGAGGAUGGUACCUGAUGUUGAGGAGAGAGACCUCAUUGUGAGUGAGCUCCAAAAUUAUGAGGGAGGAAGGGGUAAGCUAUUCUCUUCAGAGCUGGCUAGGAGAGGAAGAACCACUCAAACCCCAGAUGCUUGGUGGCAAAAUUGGGGUGGAAACACCCCACAUCUCAAAAAAUUUGCCCUCAGAGUCUUAUGUCAGCCUUGCAGUUCAUCCAAUUGUGAGCGCAAUUGGAGCUUGUUUGAAGCAAUCCACACGAAGAAGAGGAGCAAGUUAGCGCAGAAACGGCUCAAUGACCUUGUCUACGUGCAAUAUAAUCUUCGAUUGCGCGUAAAGAAGGUAGAGGAACUAGAAGGUGGUCCAAUUGACUUGGAUGAUAUAGAUCCUUACAGUGAUUGGACAUCACAGGAGCAGCCUCCAUUGUUUUCCGACACUGACAUCACUGAUUUGGAGAGGCAGGCUAUGGAGUAGGGGGGUGGAUUUGG
Molecule: messenger RNA, 811 nt
Organism: Cryptomeria japonica (Japanese cedar)
Lineage: Eukaryota; Viridiplantae; Streptophyta; Pinopsida; Cupressales; Cupressaceae
Exons: 2
Coding region: 99-797 (232 amino acids)
Molecular function (GO): protein dimerization activity
Source: RefSeq, a predicted model, not a curated record